Messenger RNA from Polistes canadensis, 3208 nucleotides. RefSeq names its product inositol-pentakisphosphate 2-kinase (gene Ipk1). Gene Ontology annotation, molecular function: inositol-1,3,4,5,6-pentakisphosphate 2-kinase activity; ATP binding. The record is from RefSeq and is a predicted model, not a curated record. The transcript has 8 exons. Lineage: Eukaryota; Metazoa; Arthropoda; Insecta; Hymenoptera; Vespidae. Gene Ontology annotation, cellular component: nucleus. Gene Ontology annotation, biological process: inositol phosphate biosynthetic process. Bases 558 to 2288 code for a protein of 576 amino acids.
GGAAAGAAAAAAAAAUAAAGCAAGUAGUUAAAAAUUGUUGAGUUUUCCUAUAUAUUAGAGUACCUCCAACACUCGAGAAAAUGAGAGAGAGUGAGAGAGAAAGAGAGAGAGAUAUAUGAUAUACUCCUCUUUGAAGUACGAGAAAGGGCAAAGUUAUCGUCCAAUUUUAGAACUGCAAGCCGAUCGAAAGGACACCGGGAGGAGGAUCGCGUUGGGUCAUGCGAUUUAUCCGGUAGGAUGAUUUUAUUUUCGAACAGAAGAACCUUCUUUUUCUAACUCAUUCCACUUCCUAUCUUCCUUCCUUCCUUCCUACCAACCAACCAAUCAACAUUCUUCCCUGAGUAAUAAAGAUCACCGAGACGUUAAUCGAUGCUCGAUUUGUUCGACAACGAAAAUGUACGGAAGAAAAGUUGAGAACCCCGUUGGUUUCUUGGACCCGAGAAGAAGAGGACGAGGACGUGGAAAAAAAGGGGGAAUAAGAGGUGGCAGAGGGUAGAGAGGGGGAAGGAAGAAAAGAAAAUAUUCCCAUUAUAAAAGACAAUCGGAUAAGAAUAAUCAUGAUUCGACGAGACGAAAAGGAUGAGAUAAGAUCAAUGAUGAUCCAUGGCGGAAGUUCGAGGCACGAAGUCGAUUCAUCAUCGAUUUCCGUUUCAUUUGAAAGUCUAUCCGCGAAGGAUUGCAUUUAUCGCGGUGAAGGAAAUGCUAACAUCGUUGUCUCUAUUCCAUUUGAGCAUGAAGUAAUACGAUUCCGGAAAUCAUCGUUACCAGGUGAGACUUUGCCGGACAACAACUAUGAUGACAAUGACGACGACAAUAACGAGGAGGAGAAAAUACGCGUAAAACGAGAAGCAGAAUUUGUGAAGCAUAUUGUUUCCGGUUAUUUGGGUUCUUACAUCCGGAUACCAAAAAUCAUUCGUUACGAUACCAAAGACGUGGCCGAACUUCUUCAAAUUAUUCACCCAUUUCGUCCAGAUAAAAGAAGAUGUAAGAAAAAAGUAAAGAAAUAUGCAAUGAAAAUGCCAGAUUAUGCAUUACUUCCAUUGAAGUUUGCUAAACUCGAUCCUGAUAUAUUUAGAAAUAAAUCGAUAUUUGCAGUAGAAAUAAAACCGAAACAAGGAUAUCAACGUAAAGAGGAACAAUUAUUGCAAAUGUGCCCGUAUUGCCUUGCACAGUAUUAUAAGUUAAAAAAGAAAAUGAUUGAUCAUCGAAGCAGCUAUUGCCCAUUUGAUCUUUUCUCUGGAGAUGAAAAACGUAUGAAAGAAGCGAUCAAAGGGUUGUUAAGAUCACCGCAAAACAAUUUAAAAAUCUUCAAGGAUGGAACGAUCAUCUACGAUCAAGAAUUUUCAAUGAAUGAUCUUGAAACAGUAUUAAAUGAUUGUUAUCAAAGCGUUGAUGAUGUUUGUACCAAAGAGAGCACCAUCAACUUGUUUUGCAAUUUGACCUGCACUGCACUUUUGCAUUCUUUUCCUCAAAGCGAAUGCUCAAAAGUAAUAAUGCAAUCAACGCUUGAACGUAAUCGCUUUUAUCAUAUUUCUGAACGUGAUUCUGAAGUUAUUCGUGAUACCAACAAAGAAUUCAUUUCAAAAACAAGAAAACUGUUUUAUCUUAUACAGGAAAAAUGUAAUCGCGAAACUAAUGAUUUACCUAAGGACUGUGUAUUGGAACGAAUACUUUCCAUGCAGAGAUUACCAUAUGUUGGUACAGAAUACAUUUAUGAUAUCUACGAUAAAUAUUCUACAGUGAUAGACGAUGAGAUCAUAUACUCUCAUUUAAUAAAUUCUUCUCGGAAUUAUACCAAAGAAAAACAUGAAGUUUCCAAUGAAAAUCAUAGCAAUAAUUGGUUAACUAUGGCUUCUAAAAAUGGAGAGAACAUUGAGUUAAUUGAAAAUAAGAAUCAAUGGAAAAAGAAUUUUUCUUGCAAAAACGAAGAGUUUAUGGAUAAAAGUAAUAAUGAAAAAAAAGAUAUCGAACAUAAUAGCGAUAGGAUAUCUAAUAACAUAAAUGAAAAAGAUUUAAUAGCAUUACAAAAUUAUCUUUUGUUUUCAACUGCAAGAGACUGUUCGAUAUUAAUAACUUUUCAACAAUUAAAACCGGAAGCAUUAUUAUCUGUUCCAAAAGAAUAUGUAAUCAAAAUAUCUGAAGAUCUUUGUUUCCUUACAAGUGUGAAUGUUUCUGAUGUGGAUCCAAAAAGUAUGAGCAGUAUUCCAAGACAUCGUCAAAGAGAUAUAAAUAUUCUUAACGCGGUGACAUCUGCAUUAAAAGAAAAAUUAUCUCUAAAUGAUCAUUAAUGAAUAUUUAAUCAUAGAUAUUUAAAUAUGUUUAAUUAUAUUUUAACUUAUUGAUUAUUUUAAUUAUUUUAAUAUUACGUUUUCCCAUAUUAUUAACCUAAAAUCGAUUAUUCUGUUUGAAAUAAUUUUAUUAUAUUAUGAUAUGAAUAUUUUGUUAAAGUGGAAUAAUCUGAUUAAAAGAACAUUAUCGUUCCAUUAAUUAAUUAAUUAAUAAUAAUUAGAAAAGAUUGUUAAUAGUAUAUCAAAAAGAGGCUAAAUAAUUUUCAUAAAUUAUUUAAAAUAAUAUAAAAAUAUUUCCAAAUAUCGAUAAAUAUGCAGCAAAUUCAAAAGAAAGUAACACUUGAAUCUUCUGUAAACUUUUUAAAGUUUUAAACAAAAAGUACAAAAGGUAUCGAUCACUUUUAUGUAUUCAUAAAUUUAAUAAGUAUUUCAAAGUUGACAAAAUAAUUAAAUAACAUUAAUUUUGUGAUUUCAUUUUUAAACUUUAACUAUAUCGAUUAUAAUGGGUAUCGUAGUUCAGUAUAUCGACUAUGCAUAUAAUAGAGGCGCUUUGAUCGCUUUGUUUUUAUGUAUUCAAUCCGCGGGAAAAUUUGAAUUGAUUAAAAUGUAUUACAAAAAUGGUAUUAUAUAUGAGUGAUGUAAUUAUUAUAUUUCUUUUAAACACACAAAUUUUUGUAUUUCAUAAGACUGAAUUAUAGAUAAUAACUAUAGGCAUAAUAUCAUUUCAAAUAUAAUUACUUAAAUUAUAUUCUCUUUUGUAUUAUACUUUUUUAUUUGCAUCUUAUUUAAAUUGAUUUUAAAAAUAAUGCACAAAACAAUGAUCGUCUAUGAAAUUAUUUAAGAAAAAAAAUAUAAUUGUCAAGUAAAUUGCAUUGUAAAUAUAUUUUCUAAGGUGAAUAAAAUGUCAAUGUAUUAUUGUA